AUCAGGUCCAUCGAUCGAAAGCAACUAAGCAAAGCUACAGGCAAACAACUCAUAAAUAAGCUGCGGUACAAUGGCCUUUAAGUUUAUCGCUGCAUUCGCACUCUGCUCUGCGUUAGUCGUCGUCAAUGCCGCCCCAUAUACACAUCACGAGGAGAGUGGCGGCGGCGGCGGCGGUGGCGGCCAUGAGCAUGAGGAACAUAGCGGUGGCUCCAGUCACGCCUCGGUGCAUUUGGUCUCACAUGACGAUCAUCACGAUGAGCAUGGUCAUGAGCAUGGUGACGGUCAUGAUUCGCAUGCCGAGUACCAUUUCACCUACGGCGUUAAGGAUAAGAAGACUGGCGAUUACAAGGAGCACAGCGAAAAACGUGAUGGUCAUAAAGUAACCGGACAUUAUGAGUUAAUUGAUGCGGAUGGUCAUAAGCGUGUUGUACAUUAUGUCGCUGACAAACAUAGCGGUUUCCACGCCGUCGUGCACCGUGAACCCACACACCAUCAUAUUGCGGAUCAUGGCCAUACCAGCUACUAUGGCGGCUACGCACAUGUAGAGCAUGAACAUGGCCAUGAAGAGCACGGACAUGGUCAUGGCCAUGAAGAGCACGGACAUGGUCAUGGUCAUGCCAGUGGUUUCUCGAUCAAACAGGAACAUGGCAUCCCCUUCCAUCAUGAAAAACACGUGCAUCACGAGGAGAAGGGUCAUGAGGGUGGAAACGAUGAGGGUGGUCAUGAUUUCGGUGGCCAUGAUUUCGGUGGUCAUUAUGGUGGUCACGAUUUUGGUGGCCAUUAGUGC
Molecule: messenger RNA, 787 nt
Organism: Ceratitis capitata (Mediterranean fruit fly)
Lineage: Eukaryota; Metazoa; Arthropoda; Insecta; Diptera; Tephritidae
Product: histidine-rich glycoprotein-like
Exons: 2
Coding region: 71-784 (237 amino acids)
Cellular component (GO): extracellular matrix
Source: RefSeq, a predicted model, not a curated record